Messenger RNA from Erythranthe guttata (spotted monkey flower), 1408 nucleotides. It is a transcript of the gene SKIP4, whose product is annotated as SKP1 interacting partner 4. Gene Ontology annotation, molecular function: protein binding. The record is from RefSeq and is a predicted model, not a curated record. NCBI's taxonomy places the organism in Eukaryota, Viridiplantae, Streptophyta, Magnoliopsida, Lamiales, Phrymaceae.
AAUUUAUAUAUUAGAAAAGUAACCACAAAAGACGUGAAAAUGUAGUUUCAGCAUCAAACUUUGGCUUCUCUCCCAAUUCUUCGGCGCUUUGUAAUCUUCUGCUGAAAGAUACAGCUACAUCGCAGAAUCCAACUCCUCAAAAGUUAUUGGUAGCCGAAAGCAUGGAAUUCGGGGAAAGUCGAUCCUCCAGUACCGAAAUUGAAUCGGAGAAGCCAUCCUUAAUACCUGGAAUUCCAGAUGAUAUAGCCCUUUGUUGCUUAGCGAGAGUUCCCCGAAAGUAUCAUCCGAUUCUCAACUGUGUUUCGAAGAGAUGGAGAGAUUGGAUUGGCUCUCAAGAAUGGCUUUCAUAUAGGGUGAAGCAUAAACUGGAUGAGACUUGGAUUUAUGCUUUAUGCAGAGAUAAAUCCGAGCAGCUUUGCAUGUAUGCGUUGGAUCCCGACCAAUUGAAAAGAGGCUGGAAACAGAUUCGUGGCCUUCCGUGCAAUUGUUUGAAGAGAAAAGGCGUCGGAUUUGAAGUGUUGGGUAAGAACAUUUACCUGUUUGGAGGAUGUGGUUGGAUUGAAGAUGCUACUGAUGAAGUUUAUCAUUAUGAUGCUUCGGUGAAUACUUGGACUAGAGAUGGUUCUUUAUCCACUCCCAGGUGCUUCUUCGCGUUCGAAGCUUUAGAUGGUAAAAUUUAUGCUAUUGGAGGGCUUGGAAGGAAUUCAAGCAAUCCACAUCUAUGGGACAUUUACGAAAGCCGUACAAAUUGUUGGAGUUCUCAUGCAGACCCAAAUAUUCUUCCCGAUAUCGAAGACUCAAUGGUAUUUGAUGGGAAAAUUUACAUUCGGUGCGGUAAUUCAUCUGUAUCUCCUCACGUGUACGCCGUUGUGUACGAGCCGUCAAGUGGCAUGUGGCAGCACGCGGAUGCUGACAUGGCAUGCGGGUGGCGGGGCCCAUCGGUUGUGAUAGACGGUGUCUUGUAUGUGUUGGACCAAACUUCGGGGGUGAGGUUGAUGAUGUGGAAGAAAGAUGUUAGAGAGUGGGUGGCUGUAAGAAGACUUUCGACUCACCUCAUAAGUCCACCGUGUCGGCUUGUGGGAAUCGGUAAGAGAAUAUUCGUUAUCGGGAAGGGACUUAGCACUGUGAUGUUUGACGUUGAAAACGCUGGCUGUGUGGAUGGUGUUCUGGUGACGACUUCUGUUCCGAAAUUGACUUCUGACGAUGAUGUAAUAAGCUGCAAGUCUCUUGCUAUUUGAGCUUCUUUUUUGUAACUAAAUGUGAAUUUCCUUUGUGGUUUGUAAAAUAUAUAUACAUACUUGGUAAUUUGAUCCCAAAAAAAAAACACAAUUUGAUGUUGUUGCCUUGAUACUAUGUUGGAAUUUCUGAGAUUGCUUUAUUUUUAUCUUUAAUUUUUUUCAGAAAUUUA